CCCAAGCUGCCCAGCCCCCCAGCCCACCAGCCCAGCCCAGUCCCGGGAACCAGACGGCCUGGGGUUCGGUCCCGGGGGGAGGGGAGUUUCGGGGGUACCGGGCGGGGGAGUCGCGAGCCAGAGGGGAGGGGGCCGCGGGUUUCAUGUACCCAGCAUGAGCUCCUACUUCGUCAACCCCCUGUUCUCCAAAUACAAAGGCGGCGAGUCCCUGGAACCGGCCUAUUACGACUGCCGGUUCCCUCAGAGCGUGGGCAGGAGCCAUGCGCUGGUGUACGGGCCCGGCGGCUCGGCGCCCGGCUUCCAGCACGCUUCGCACCACGUCCAAGACUUCUUCCACCACGGCACCUCCGGCAUCUCCAACUCAGGCUACCAGCAGAACCCAUGCUCGCUUAGCUGCCACGGAGACGCCUCCAAAUUCUAUGGCUACGAGGCGCUCCCCAGACAGUCCCUUUAUGGGGCUCAGCAAGAGGCGAGCGUGGUGCAAUAUCCCGACUGUAAAUCCUCCGCCAACACUAACAGUAGCGAAGGACAAGGCCACUUAAAUCAAAACUCGUCUCCCAGCCUCAUGUUUCCAUGGAUGAGACCCCACGCUCCGGGGCGUCGCAGCGGACGGCAAACUUACAGCCGGUAUCAGACCUUGGAACUAGAAAAGGAGUUUCUCUUUAAUCCUUAUUUGACACGAAAGCGCCGGAUUGAAGUCUCUCAUGCCCUGGGACUGACCGAGAGACAAGUGAAGAUCUGGUUCCAGAACCGAAGGAUGAAGUGGAAAAAGGAGAACAACAAGGAUAAACUGCCGGGAGCCCGAGAUGAGGAGAAGGUGGAGGAAGAAGGAAAUGAGGAAGAGGAGAAAGAAGAGGAGGAAAAGGAAGAAAACAAGGACUAAGCAAAAAAGAGAGAUUCCCCCCCUUUUAGCAACUCCCUUGAAGUUUCGUUUUAUGGUAGCAGAUAAAUUGAGAAGUUUACGACUGUCAUUUGCUUUUAUAGAGAAUAGAAUGACACUCACAACUCUAACUACCUGUCAGAUACUUGCAGCUCUGGUUUUAUUACCUUUGGACUUCCCCCACUCUUUAUUUGUUUGGGGGCUGGAGGGGGGAGGUCGAGACGUAGCAAAAAUUUGGACUCUGUCUCACUACUUGCCCCAACACACACACUUGUCCCUACCCCCACCUUUCUGAGUCCUUCCUGGAUUUUAAGGUCUGAGACCUGGCCUUCUUGCUCCCACCCUCUGCCCCUUGCCACACUCCCACCUCCCUGCAACUCUGAGUAUUUAUUUUAGAGGGGAGCCCCCUCAAAAUGUGGAAAAGGACUUGUAGCUUUGUUUUUAAGCUAGUUAAUGUACUAGAUUUACUUUUUUAAAAAGGAAAGGAAAGAAAAAAAGAAAAGAAGGAAGGGAAAGAAAAAAAUGUAAAGAAAUAUGGAAAAGAUAGCAAGAAAUAUCCCCUCACACUCCCUGGGGCUCUCGGCUUAGAAACCCCCCCAUGACUUUCUCUAGGAACCUGAAGGAAACCUGAAGGACAUGUGGGUCUCUUCCCUCCCCUCUUUCCAUAGGGGUAGAUGGAAGCCUGCAGUCCCCUCUAAAAUCCUACCUAGCCAUCCCAUGGUCACUCGGGCCCAUGCCUUCCUCUCCUUUGUGGUUUGAUUUCUCUUCUGUUGGGCCCAGCUUCCUCUGAGCUGCAUUAUUAGUAGUGCUCAGAAAUCAUCAUAAUCAUGAAAAUAAUAAUAAUGAUACUGAUAAUAAAUCUUUAACAUACUACCUAAAGGGAACCUGCAAUAAUCUUGAAAAAAAGAAAUUUUUAAAAAUCCUACUAUAGGAGAAAAAAAGAGAAAAAAAUAAAAAU
This is a messenger RNA of Otolemur garnettii (small-eared galago), 1838 nucleotides long. RefSeq names its product homeobox C8 (gene HOXC8). Gene Ontology annotation, cellular component: nucleus. The transcript has 2 exons. Gene Ontology annotation, molecular function: RNA polymerase II transcription regulatory region sequence-specific DNA binding; DNA-binding transcription factor activity, RNA polymerase II-specific. The coding region runs from base 155 to 883 and encodes 242 amino acids. NCBI's taxonomy places the organism in Eukaryota, Metazoa, Chordata, Mammalia, Primates, Galagidae. Gene Ontology annotation, biological process: regulation of transcription by RNA polymerase II. The record is from RefSeq and is a predicted model, not a curated record.